GUGUGUGUCAGAGGGAAUUUAGUCACAGGAGGAGGAAGGGGACAUAGAGGCAGGGCGUAAAGAAGGGGGGAAAUACAAGACAAGGGGACACAGGUUAGGAGGAAAAGAUGGCUGAGCCCGAACUGAAAUUACGUAGCAGCCGGGAGAGCAUCGCCAAGGAGAAGAAGGCGGCUGAAGCAGACAUGGACCAAGAUGGUGAGAUCCUUCCAUCCCCAACCACUCCACUCGCCACCCCAUCAAGCCCCACAGAUCCCCCCGCUGACAAGAGCCAGAAGAUCGAACUCAAGCGCAGCAUCACCCUCUUCAACGGCGUGGCCAUGAUCAUAGGCACCAUCAUCGGCUCGGGCAUCUUCGUCACGCCGACAGGCGUGGUGAAAGAGACGGGCUCGGCCGGCCUUUCUUUGAUCGUGUGGUCCGUGUGCGGCGUGAUCUCCACCAUGGGGGCGCUUUGCUACGCCGAACUGGGCACCACCAUCACCAAGUCCGGGGGGGACUACACAUACAUCCUGGAGAUCUACGGCGAGCUGGCAGCCUUCCUCAAACUGUGGGUGGAGAUGCUCAUCAUCCGGCCGUCGUCGCAGUACGUUGUGUCGCUGGUGUUCGCCACGUACCUCCUGAAACCGAUCUACCCCAACUGCAGUGUGCCCGACAGUGCCGCCAAGCUCAUCGCCUGCCUCUGCCUCACUUGCCUUACCUUUGUCAACUGUAUCAGCGUGAGGGCCGCCACCAAGGUCCAAGAUUUGUUCACGGCCUCCAAGUUGCUCGCCCUGGUCAUCAUCAUCCUCUUUGGCUUCAUAGAGAUCUUUACAGGUGAUGUGCCUUACUUGCAGCCAGAAAAUGCAUUUGAAGGCAGCAAAUUUGGUGUGGACAAUAUUGUCUUGGCUCUGUACAGUGGUUUAUUUGCUUUUGGAGGCUGGAAUUACCUGAAUUACGUUACAGAGGAGAUGAUCAAUCCAGAGAGGAACCUGCCCCUCUCAAUCAUCAUCUCCAUGCCCAUCGUAACGGUUGUUUACGUUCUCACCAACCUGGCCUACUUCACAACCAUUUCUCCCGAGGAGAUGGUCAAUUCUGAGGCUGUCGCCGUAAGUUUUGGGGAGUACCAUCUCGGUGUGAUGUCUUGGCUAAUUCCAGUGUUCGUGGGGCUGUCUUGCUUUGGAGCUGUCAAUGGGUCCUUGUUCACCUCGGCACGUUUGUUCUACGCUGGAGCUCGCGAGGGUCAACUUCCCGCUGCUCUGGGAUUGGUCCACACUGACCUUUUCACACCGGUGCCGUCCCUCAUCUUCACAUGUCUGCUGUCUAUGAUGUACGCCAUCUCUCAGGACAUCUUCUCUGUCAUCAACCUGUUCAGUUUCUUCACUUGGCUCUGUGUCGGCAUGGCAAUCGCUGGGAUGCUGUGGCUACGUUUCAAACAACCCAACCGCCGAAGGCCAAUAAAGGUGUGUUUGUUCAUCCCCGUGAUUUUUGUUCUGGGCUGCAUCUUCAUGAUCGCCGUGUCCUUUUGGGCGGCUCCCUUUGAGUGCCUGAUCGGCUGCGGCAUCAUUCUCACGGGCAUCCCCGCCUACCUGCUGGGCUACAAGUGGAAGAAACCGCAUGUGGUCAAUAAGAUGCUCGAAAUCUUCACCAUGUUCUGCCAGAAGAUCUUCCUGGCCGUCCCAGAGGAGAAAUAGCAACAGGAGGAGUCUGAAUAAGGCUGGACAGAUAUUUUUUGUUUACAUCAUUGUGUUAUUUGGUCUUUUUUUUAAGGGGUCCAGGGGCGAUGGUUUGCAAUCUUGGGUCAAGGAGGGUUUAUUACUGUAUGCACUUGUGUACAAAGUGUGUAAGCUAACGUCUCUGUCACAUUUUUGACAGUUUGUCAUGAAGAACACGCUUGUUGCUUCAUGUUUAGGUUUUACCGUGCACAGUUGUGUUCAGUGUAUACUGCAAAAAGCUGCAUACAAACGCACAACAAUAGUGGCCUAAAAUAUAGGUUAUUAUGGCUCUGUUCACACUGAAGGGUACGACGUCCUUUUCUGAUUAUUUUCAAUCCCAUCUUUUGAUAUUGUUACAAAAGAAAAAUGCGGUCUAAGAUUGACGGAUGUGUACAAAACAUGACGGAAGUAAACACUGCUCCGAUUUCUGUAUGUCUCAGUCGUAGCUAUACGGUAACUCGACGUGCAUACGUGGUGGCCAUCUUAGCAGGGGCCACAUUCCCAUUUAAAGCAAUGUUUGGCUCGAAGUGGUGGUCAAGCAAGCGUCUGUUGUCAAAGCGUUCUGGGCGGCAUUUUGCCUUUCUCAGAGAAAAAUGCCCUAUGCUCGUGUUGUUUUAGUCUGUUAGAACUUUUCAAAUCGAGGAAAGGAUAAUACAUUUCUUCAGAGUUCCUCGAGAGGUAAUCAAGAAGGGCGAAAGAUAGCAAGAUUUCACGAAUCGACGAGAAAUGCACAAGUGUUGAGUGAUCUCUGCGUUAAAGGUUUGUUUGUUUAAUAUUUCCAAUGUAUUAGGUUUUUUUUAAACACCUUUUUGCUACGAGUGUUUCGUAAAACACCAGCCGGGUGAGUCUAAAUAAAAGAAAGCAAAAGGUGAGCAAAACUAAAAGAGUUAAGUAAUCCAAAGAAGUUCAUUAGGUCUUCAAAAAAUGAUGCAAUUUGUUAUUCUUCUAGCCAGAUCUGUGUGUUUGUUUCCGUACCUGACGGUUUCAGCUAAAACUUGCUUUCCAUCACGUGACAACCUCUGAGGAAGGCGAAACCGUCAGGUACGGAAAAAAAACUCACAGGUCUGGCUAAAAGAAUAACAAAUUGUAAAAGAGUUAAGCUUUUACCAAAGGCAGCAAUCAUAAAUGAAGCUUUGAGCACAUACACAACACUGAGAUCUAUAGUUAUAUUUUGAUAAAUACCAAUUUCCUUGGCCCGGCCUUGCACAAAGAAGUUGUAGACCUCCGUGCUUUUCCAGGCUUUCAUCUGUUUUGUCGUGUAGAAUGAUAUCUGGAGCACCAGAUAGUUCGACAUGCCUGGGAAUGCGACGGACGGAUAAUCCUUGAGAUCACUCGACAAAUCUUUGUUAAUAAAGUAUAGGGAUCAAUUCUAUUGCAUAGUUAAGAUUUUUUGCUCGUAUCUGCUUUUAGCGGGCCCCUUGCUUACUGGGAUAGUUUGCACACUGUUGGUUUGGUUGACCACCACUUCGUUCACCGGACGUAAACAGGUAAGAAAAAGUCACUUGACUAAAUACAAAGAAUACAAUGCGUUGUAUACUGAUAUACUAAUCAAUCAUAACUUGCUUUAUUCCAUUUUUAUGCAAUUUACUUUAUUGUUAUUGUAAAAAUACACAUUUUUUUGUAACCUAUGAAACACUACUGCCAAUGUAAACUCUACGGUGUAUUUUUCAACCGUACCACCAUUCUUGUUGUCUUGGUUUCGGUGCCGUCUAAAACAAUGGAACAUUUUGGCACUUAGCCCUUAUGGGUGUGACCUGUCGACAGUAGUUCAUAUGGCCCAGAAAAGGGCCAUAUGAAAAGAAAAAAGGGGGCAGUUAAUCAUUUUGAAAUGUGUUUUUGUUGAAAAUGAUGGAAAGCACCACUCAACUCAGCAACUGACGCUGUGGUCAAAGUUGGAAUUGCCUCAAAACAUAUUUAAGAUAUUCAACACUCCACUGCCACCUGGCGGCUAAAGCAGAUAAAGCACUCCCCCAAUAUUGUCAUGUUUCAUGUGUCAGGUAAACCGUGACGAAUAGGCCCAUAUGAAUGAACUUCCUGUAUAUGUAUAGAUUUAAUCAUAUGACACGUUUAUGUGACGGUUCUUGUGACCAAAAUAAUCACGGUUAUUUCUAUUAUCACAGUAUUGUUGAAUCUGCUCAAAAGACACUGACAUCUUUGAAUCAAGUUUUAUUAAAAAAACAAGAUAAAAUAGGCAACACACAAAGAAAAUAUACUUUCCUUGGUAGCGAAAAUACUGUUUUUACUCCUGAGUGUUUUUUUUAAUGAAAAAAGGCAAAACUGGUGUACCGGUAGUUUGAAAAAGACAAAUACACAAAUGUGUCUUGCAUUUCUGUUAUCUAGCGAUUAGCGUGCAAGUGAUGAGCAGUAUCACAGUGUUGUGAAUUUCUUUUUAAGUACGGCAAUCAAUCAGACUUUUACGAUAAUAAAAAUUUGAAAGGCUAAUACCGUAUUUUUCAGAGUAUAAGUCGCUCCGGAGUAUAAGUCGCACUGGCCAAAAAUGCAUAAUAAAGAAGGAAAAAAAACCAUAUAAGUCGCACUGGAGUAUAAGUCGCAUUUUUGGGGGAAAUUUAUUUGAUAAAACCCAACACCAAGAAUAGACAUUUGAAAGGCAUUUUAAAAUAAAUAAAGAAUAGUGAACAACAGGCUGAAUAAGUGUACAUUAUAUGAGGCAUAAAUAACCAACUGAGAACGUGCCUGGUAUGUUAACGUAACAUAACAUGGUAAGAGUCAUUCAAAAAACUAUAACUUAUAGAACAUGCUAUACGUUUACCAAACAAUCUGUCACUUCUAAUCGCUAAAUCCCAUGAAAUCUUAUACGUCUAGUCUCUUACGUGAAUGAGCUAAAUAAUAUUAUUUGAUAUUUUACGGUAAUGUGUUAAUAAUUUCACACAUAAGUCGCUCCUGAGUAUAAGUCGCACCCCCGGCCAAACUAUGAAAAAAACUGCGACUUAUAGUCCGAAAAAUACGGUACUAACUGUCUGUAAUUUGUAAAUUGUUACAUCCAUACAUAUCGCAUUUAUGAGCACAUUCAAAAGAGGGCAGGGUCGGAUUUGAAAUAAAUCUGAAUCGUAGUGAUCACACUGGCAUGAACAAAUGCGAUACAAGUGAGAAAAAACAUAGCUUUUGCUUGCUUGAGUUGUGUCACAAUUUACGAGGCACAAAAAUUUAACAUUCUUCAUGGAAAUAAUUUCUAUUUAAUCAAUUUAAUAGUAUUAAUAUGCCCCCUGACAGCUUGUAGACAAUAGCAUUGUCGCAUCACGGCGACCUUUGUGAACCCAUUUUUUUUAGACCAAAAAACACAUUACCACUAACCUUAGCGCGACCGUUAACAAGAAUAACAAGACAAUACUGCUGAUUAUAAAAAGUCAGGGUGUGUUUAGUCGUUACUAACAUGAAGUAUUAUUAACAUAUUUGUAUUUAUUUUAUUCGCUAAGCUGAAAUGUGCUGGUGUGUGGCGCUGAGUUGAAGCACAAACUGUACAGUGAACUGAAAUGUUUGUUAUUUGAUAUCAUGCUGCUGUGUUUAUCCACUGUAACGUGACAACAAAUCUCGUGAUGGACAUUUAAAUAAAUAAUGAUCAAUUCAUUGAUUAAUUGGCAUCAGAAAAUACUAAAAGGACAGGAACAACUUCUCAAAUUUUAUGAACCUUUACAUCGCUCGAAAUAUGCUUCUGUGUGCGGACCAUGUCUCAGUGCACGAACGCUUCAUUCAUUCUUUCAUUUUGCAUGCCGCUUGAAGCCAUUUUAAAGAAGAGGCAGGGCCCCUAUGUCACAUCCUGUACACACGGGCGCAGCCAUUUCGAAGAGCUUCGACGGCGCUCUGCACUUCUGACGUGUUUAUUUCCGCAAUUGUAAUACCUUGCGCCGGUCAGAGCUGUGUCAGCCAGUAUUAGAGAUCACUUUGUGUGAUCAGAAACACUUUAAAUGUGUCCAAACUCUCACGGUGUCCCUGUAUAACUUUGGGGUAGCUCGACAACCGCUUUGAGCUAGCAUUUUAGCUAGUUAGCCUCCGGUUUGUGGCCCCUUCAGUUCAAGGAUUUAACAGCGAAGGGUUCCCUUUUUGCAGCAAGUCUUUAAUUGUGAUGAGACCCAAAAAGCUGCCACAGCAGACCUUUAGUACAGUGAAGGAGAAGGCACUACCGGGACACAAGCCGAUGAAGGACCGCUUCACACUGCUAGAUUGUGCUAACGGUAGCAGUGACUACGUGAAUGCCACCGCUUGUUUAUCACUCCGAAACCCCCAGUGGGUUAAAAAAAAAAAAUUUACAUACACGAGGUAAAAUGCUUUUCCUUUUUUUGUUUCUUAUUCUAGCAACAUGGUGGUUAACGUUUUGGUUACACCAACAAGACUUUUGUGUGUAUAUGUAUGUAUGUAUAUAUGUGUGUGUAUAUAUAUAUAUAUAUAUAUAUAUAUAUAUAUAUAUAUAUAUAUAUAUA
Molecule: messenger RNA, 6124 nt
Organism: Nerophis lumbriciformis (worm pipefish)
Lineage: Eukaryota; Metazoa; Chordata; Actinopteri; Syngnathiformes; Syngnathidae
Product: large neutral amino acids transporter small subunit 1-like
Biological process (GO): amino acid transmembrane transport; neutral amino acid transport
Cellular component (GO): membrane
Molecular function (GO): neutral L-amino acid transmembrane transporter activity; L-amino acid transmembrane transporter activity
Source: RefSeq, a predicted model, not a curated record